UCCGGAACACAUCGGAUCGUUUUUUUAGCCACUGGAUUUCAUAUAAUAUCUGGUUACAGUGCGAUGGUUGCAUGGUGCUAGGUUUGAUUCGUGAAGGAAGCUUGUUUGGUUGCUACGGAAUCCAUAGUCCAAUCUAUGACCACCAUUAUGGUGUUUUUAGUAUCGGUGUGAUUUGA
Messenger RNA from Adineta ricciae, 176 nucleotides. The record is from the annotation of a GenBank genome assembly. NCBI's taxonomy places the organism in Eukaryota, Metazoa, Rotifera, Eurotatoria, Adinetida, Adinetidae.